Paramuricea clavata is the source of this 814-nucleotide messenger RNA. Lineage: Eukaryota; Metazoa; Cnidaria; Anthozoa; Malacalcyonacea; Plexauridae. The record is from the annotation of a GenBank genome assembly.
AUGAAGAUUUUGGAAAUUGGUGGUGAUGAACUUAUUGUUGUUCGACGACCGGCAGAAGACGAGACUUGUACUAUCGACGACUUCCUUCCAUGUGAGUUUUGCCUGGGUUUUAUGAAAAGAUGGGACCUUUGGAAACACCAGUUGGCUUGCGAGUUUAAUCCAAAGCCUCAAAACGAGCACGGCAAUCAGCAAGUCCAACUGAAGGCAAAACUCAUGUUAGCUCCUACAAUAACUGGCAGCGAAGACGAAAAAUUGAACAGAAUACUUUCGGUCAUGAAAAACGAUCCUAUUACCAAAACUGUCCAGAAAGACCCACUGAUCAAGGCAUUUGGAUCAGUCAUGAUUGAAAAGAGCGGACCAAAAGACGGCCAGUUCAUUUCGCAGAAAAUGAGAGAGCUUGGUCGCUUGGUAGAAGGCUUGAUGUCGGUUGAAGAAAAUAAAAAAGUGUGAUACCGUCGUCACAGCUGUACGCAAUAAAAUUAAUUCUGAAAAUAAUAAGCUCGAAGUGAGCAUUCCAUCGCUGGCAUUAAAAGUGGGUUACUCCAUACAAAAAUGUGCCUCCAUUUUAAGUGGCCAAGCUUUGCAUACGAAUGAUGAUCUUGCAUUGAAAGAUAGUAAAAACUUAAAAAAACUGAUGAAGUCAGAAUGGGAGGAUUGUGUUUCUCAUCAUUCUUUAGCUACCCUGCAUGAAAGAAAAUUUAACAAAGUUGAUGUGCCUCCUCUUGCCGAAGAUGUUACUAAUUUAAAGAACUUCAUUGAGCAGAAAAUCGAAGAGGAGUCCAGGGUUCUCCACAAAUGUGAGUACAACAGGUAA